Molecule: messenger RNA, 6532 nt
Organism: Homalodisca vitripennis (glassy-winged sharpshooter)
Lineage: Eukaryota; Metazoa; Arthropoda; Insecta; Hemiptera; Cicadellidae
Product: cell wall integrity and stress response component 1-like
Exons: 2
Coding region: 2095-2442 (115 amino acids)
Source: RefSeq, a predicted model, not a curated record
ACGUCUUUCCAUCAUUACAUUUUGGAUAGUUUUAUGUUUUAUUUAAUUCGGUAUUCUUGCUUGUUGCAGUUUUGAUUUUAAAAUAAACAUGUUUCUUAUCUUUUAAUUGUGCAAUUUUAAUUUGCGCUAAAGGAACGAGGUUUAAAAAAGAUUCUGUAGUAUUUUUACAAAAUGGAACUUUUAACAUAAUCACCGAUCCUGUAAUACUGCAGUGUUAGCCCCAAUGGCCUGGUCAUUACAACCUUCAUCUUACACCUUAGUUGAUCUAGAGUAGAUGUUGCCCUGGUCAUUGCAACCUUCAUCUUACACCUUAGUUGAUCUAGAGUAGAUGUUGCCCUGGUCAUUACAACCUUCAUCUUACACUUUACAUGAUCUAGAGGAGACGUUGCCCUGGUCAUUACCAACCUUCAUCUUACACUUUAGAUGAUCUAGAGUAGACGUUGCCCUGGUCAUUACAACCUUCAUUUUACAGUUUAUAUGAUCUAGAGUAGAUGUUGCCCUGGUCAUUACAACCUUCAUUUUACAGUUUAUAUGAUCUAGAGUAGACGUUGCCCUGGUCAUUACAACCUUCAUUUUACACUUUCUAUGAUCUAGAGUAGACGAUGCCCUGGUCAUUACAACCUUAAUCUUACACCUUAGAUAAUCUAAAGUAGACGUUGCCCUAGUCAUUACAACCUUCGUCUUACACUGUAGAUGAUCUAGAGUAGACGUUGCCCUGAUCAUCUUACACUUUAGAUGAUCUAGAGUAGACGUUGCCCUAAUCUAGAGUAGUGUACUUGGUUUUCACCUUCAAUUAGCAAAGGCAAAUUACAUAAUGUUGUUUAACUGAUGUGAUAUCUUUAAGUGGACCUUCUAUAAUUGUUAAUUUUGUUCUUAUAUACAGACCAUUUCAUCAUAUAAUCAAAAACUAUUCCAGUCUUGUGAAGUGCUAGAAAUGUAAAACGUUGUUUACUUAAAGACUGAAGUUGCCUUAAUUAAUAAAUCUCCUAGAAUUUAAUUUAUGUACAUAAAUACUCAAGAGCGCACCAAUAUUGUUAUAACAUAAUUUUUAUUUAAUUCGAAGGUAAUUAGGUAAAAGCCUCUAUUCCAGAACACCUUUAUUCGUGGAUCCAUUCAGAGAGUUAAAACUACCUUUGAAAAUUUCCUUCCGAACAGAAAACCUCAGUAUUAAAAAAAUAUACACGUGCGGUUUGAUUAUCUCUCCGUAAUCAAACUUGAUAGUUACGUAAUGGGGAAAUAAUUACCGUUCUAAUUUAGCGAGUGAAUCAGCCACCACGUAUAGCUUUAUAAUCUAAAACAGUUCAUUAGUUUGACGCCGAAACUUCCUCCUGAAUAGCUACAAUGGACUUUUAAGUAAUAAGUGAUGCCUCUGAAACUUAAAUACUGCAGGGUUUAAUCAUAAACCGUGUGGAUUAACUUUAUUCGUGUACAAGACAUCCAUACAAUAUUCCAUUGUAAACUAAUGUAUUCAAGCAUCACUUACAGAAUUACGUAAUUAAGUUUGGGGUGAUUAAUAAUACCGUUAUAAUAUUAUACUGUGCUUUCUUACAUUUGAGUAACAUUUUGACACAGCCUUAUCUACUUAGGAUUUUACAAUUAUUUAGACUUAUAGGAAAUGUUCGAUUUUGUAUGAGAGUAUAAUCCUUCGAGAGACCUAUUAGACGUCUUUGAUACAAGUGAUUUUAUCAGUCUUUGAUAUCCAUUGAGCGUUAUAAUAAAAAUAACAUAAUAAUUGAUAUUUCAUCGUGUCUGAACGAAGCUUUAGCAAGAUCUAGAAACGGGAAAUUAGCAACAGUGUCCAAACGUUGACCUAGACUAUUCAAAUAGCUCACACCUGUGUCCGCCCACUCUUGUACCGCAGAAUUGUCACCUGAGCAGGACAAAGUAAUUACUAGAGGCCCGUGACUGAUUAGCGGGUUGGCGCGAGAUGGAAGGUCGGGUAGACCAGCAGCGGCAGGCCCAGUCGGUAAUGGCCAAUGGUAGAGUGCGCGCGAUGAAGGAGUUGAACUUGAACUUGAACCACGGACCCUCGGGAGCCGGGGUGUACACUCCCACCCCCUACACCCCCUCACCACCCGGCACCCCCCCCUGAGGAUGGCUCCGAGGGUGUUCUCUCCCGCCAACCGACUCAGCUGCACAUCCUCACCCAGCAACAGCUCAUUGACGACGAAGACCUCUCCUCCUGCACCUCCUACUCGGGGACGAUCAGCGAAUCCGGGACUCACUUCAGGCCGAGGAGGGACUACUGGGCCAACAAACUCCAGUUCAUCCUCGCCUGCGUGGGCUACAGCGUCGGCCUCGGCAACCUCUGGCGCUUCCCAUACCUCUGCUACAAGAGUGGAGGAGGUCAAUAUUCUUGUCAUGUGUGUACACUUGAGUACUAGCCCUGUCGCGAUCUUAGAGACAAACAGAGACAGGGAACCAAACUCGAGUUCAUCCUAGCUUGCGUGAGCCUCGGCAACCUCUGGCGCUUCCCCUACCUCUGCUACAAGAGUGGAGGAGGUCAAUAUUCCUGUCAUGUGUGUACACUUGAGUACUAGCCCUGUCGCGAUCUUAGAGACAAACAGAGACAGGGAACCAAACUCGAGUUCAUCCUAGCUUGCGUGAGCCUCGGCAACCUCUGGCGCUUCCCCUACCUCUGCUACAAGAGUGGAGGAGGUCAAUAUUCUUGUCAUGUGUGUACACUUGAGUACUAGCCCUGUCGCGAUCUUAGAGACAAACAGAGACAGGGAAUCAAACUCGAAUUCAUCCUAGCUUACGUGGGCCUCGGCAACCUCUGGCGCUUCCCCUACCUCUGCUACAAGAGUGGAGGAGGUCAAUAUUCUUGUCAUUUCUUUCCCGGCUACGUUGUUGCUCCCGUCGUUAUACAUUACACAAAAUAAGCUCUACUGAAUAUAAAGCUAGUCAGAAUAUAUUAUUAGGCUUUACAACAACAUUGUUAUCCACCGUCGUAAUUACUCGACAUAAUAAUUGUCUCCCGAUACUGAGAAUUGGAGUUAAUGUUUAGAACAUGUUAGUGGGUUCGGGACAACACGGAGGAUGAUGGAUACAUGCCAAGAAGGGUGAACCAGUUAUCGUGCUUGAUAGUUUAUAACCCAACAUAUUUGAGCAUUUAGUCUACGAGCGAUCCACUUUGUCCUAACUAUUUGUAGAGUACCUCAACGAACAGGACUUCAGCCGCGCCAGAGUAAAACCAUAUUCCCAAGUCUUUUGUAACGGUCCACUAGAGGAAGAAAGACACAAUGGACUGUAACCCACGCCCUCACGAAGCUGUACCACUGACGAACCGUUGAAUGAAGGUCAACCGUUACAUCCAAGAUUUAUUGUUUUGUUCAACCAUUCUACGACCUUGUGAUGGACGGACAGGUGUCUUACUGCUUGCUAAUCAAGCCUAAGAAGUAAAUGCACCCGUCCGUCAGCCGGAGAUGGACACUUCAGAGAUCUUUCAAAGCCCCAAGAGGUACAAAAUGUCUGUUGAUACUUUCGAGAGUACUCUUGCAAAACCCCAAGAGGUAUAAAAUGUCUGUUGAUACUUUCGAGAGUACUCUUGCAAAACCCCAAGAGGUAUAAAAUGUCUGUUGAUACUUUCGAGAGUACUCUUGCAAAACCCCAAGAGGUACAAAAUGUCUGUUGAUACUUUCGAGAGUAGCCUACUCUUGCAAAACCCCAAGAGGUACAAAAUGUCUGUUGAUACUUUCGAGAGUACUCUUGCAAAACCCCAAGAGGUACAAAAUGUCUGUUGAUACUUUCGAGAGUACUCUUGCAAAACCCUAAGAGGUACAAAAUGUCUGUUGAUACUUUCGAGAGUACUCUUGUAUAUUACCGACCACAAUUAAUGGGAUAGUUAAUAUAUAACGGUGAAAAAUUAUAUCUCUAUUGGCUUUAUACCAUUUAUGGUGGUAUAUGACUUUAAUACUUUAUUUUUUAAUUAAAACAAGACCUUUUGACACACCACCAGAGCAGUGCUAUCAAUGUCUAUUGUGGACCGUGGGACAGUAUCCUUUCUGGUAUUUACACCUCUCUGUUGACUGGCACAGAAAUAAUAUAAUGUCAUGACUCUCAACAGGCAAAUACCUACGACUCCGUGGCAAAGAGGACUAACGAUCAAACAAAUUACGAAAUGUGUUCGGUUCUCGGUUACCUUGACGAAGACUCGUCUUGUGUCUGUUUCUAAAUGAACCAUCCAACCUUGAGUAUUCUGAAAACUCAUUAUCCCUUGACGGCCAGAUCCAAUGUUCCUAGCCGAGAAAGAACCACAUUUAUUAUGUUGCUUCUGGUGCUAGCGUUCUGGGGUCUAUAUUGAAAGAGUCAUAAUGUGCUAAGGGGAGAGUCAUAUAACAGGAUCGAGAAUACAGGGUGAGUCAGAAGACGAGUCAGAACGUCUGAGAUGAAAGUGACCCGCGACGCUUUGCAAAUGGCGGCAAUUACCUAAACCCACGUGACCACUAAAACUGGUUGUGAACCACAACGCUUUAACGACGUGAAGAUUGUAGACUCGCGUCUCUGUCUCGAGGCCUCGGCUUAAGUGUAAUAGAUCAUGUUCAGUGCUUGUAGCGAUUUGGUCAGUUUGACCGAUGGCCGCAGGCCGAAUGUAUGUAUUUACGUGCAGAAUCUCCCUCGCCCUCCUAUAUAAAGGGUCUUGUAAGGUACAAACCACUAGAGGGGGUUUUAUGGAUAAGAAAAAUAACGUUAGGGUUUCAAUAAAAAAGUCCACAUUCGAUUCGAUGAUUUUACAAAAUGGCUAACAAAUGUUAAAAACUAAAUAUGUGCUGUGUGGUAUUCUAAUCUUCAGUGCGUGAAAACUAGAAUACAUAUAUCAGACAAUAUUUAUUUACUAACAUAUUCUUUCUAUAUCUAACACAACCAACCAUUUUGAUGGCUUACUUAACUGUGAUUUGGACUGGUAAUCACGUGAUCUAGAUAGCUGGAGAUCACUUUUAGGGGUCGUUUGAGGUUAGGACGUUUGUAGAUGAGGGUGGUUUGAGGCUAGGGUUUUUUUGGGUGAGGAUGGAUAGAGACCAUGGCGUUUGUAGUGAUGAUGGUUUGAGGCUAAGGUGUUUGUGGGUUAGAAUGAUUUAAGGCUAGGACAUUUGUAGAUGAGACUGGUUUGAGGCUAGGAUGUUUUGGGUGAGGAUGGAUAGAGACCAUUGCGUUUGUAGUGAGGUUGGUUUGAGGCUAAGGUGUUUGUAGGUGAGAAUGAUUUAAGGCUAAGACGUUUGUAGAUGAGGGUGGUUUGAGGCUAGGGUGUUUUGGGUGAGGAUGGGUAGAGACCAUGGCGUUUGUAGUGAUGAUGGUGUGAGGCUUAAGUGUUUGUGAGUGAGGGUGGUUUGAGGCUAGGGAGUUUGUGGGAUAGAUGGAUUGAGGGUGUUUGUGGAGAGGAUAGAGUGAGGGGUGUUUCGAGAUAAGGAUCGAUUUGAGGCUGAGAUGUUUUCAAGUGAGGAUGGUUUGAGACUAGGGUGUUUGUGGGAGAGAUGGAUUAAGGGGUGUUUAUGGAGAGGAUAGAGUGAGGGGUGUUUCGAGAUAAGGAUCGAUUUGAGGCUAAGAUGUUUUCAGGUGAGGAUGGUUUGAGACUAGCGUUUUAUUGUUGGGGACUUUUUGUAGCUAGAGAGAACAGAAUUAUUAAGAUGAAAUUCACUCACUAAAGAGGUCUCUUGAAUCUAGAUUAAAAGUUUAGGUUUCAUUAAAUUAAAGAAUUAUAGGAAACUAUAAUUUCAUUACUAAAUUAUUCUUUAAGUGUCACAAAUUGUCAUGCUUUUGUGAAACUUUGAACAUACUUUAUUAAUUUAGGCGAUUGAUUAGCGCUGGUAGGACUUGGUUUUGGUCGUAGUUGACUGUUCAUGCGAUUUUCGGUAGCCAGCUUUAUUAUAAACCGAUAUUUUGGUGGUUGCAAUCCCACGUAAACCUCUAACACGGAGUGACUUCCAAUUACUUAGUCAUACUUUAUUCAUGUCCACCAUAAAAUACGUAAAUCUCAGAAGAUGGUAGUUACUGAUCAUACCUUUUCUCAGAGGAAUCAAUUCCUUGUCAUCAACAGGUAUCAGCUUGGUUUUUGCCUACAUGCAUAAGACUGCGAUACAUGUCUACAAGAACUAAUUUAAUUUAGUUACUUAUGCAAAUAUUUUUACUUGGAACGUUUCGCGUCAUUAAUGAUUGACGAUAAUUACUCACGGGGCUCUGACGCACAGCGCGAGCAAUGUGAUCACUAAGUACUAACCAGAAUCUGUAAAUCAUUUCUCGUAAAACGAGCAAUAAAUGUCAAAACAAUCGCAAAAGCUCGCUGCAUUGAUACCGUUACUGAUAACCGAAUGUGAGUCAUCCUCAUUGUGUGUGCUCUGUCGCAAUCGUCAUACAUGAGCUACAUGUUCAGAGAAACUACAGUAUUAGUUAAUGUUUGUCUUAGGUACAGUUAUACUUAAUCCAGGAGUACCCUCAUUUUCCCAUAGCAACUGAAUUCAUCAUUUUCCCACUAACAGGUUGAAUUCAUCAUUUUUACCCUAACAGCUGAAAUUCAUCAUUUCCCCUAACAGGCUGA